Molecule: messenger RNA, 3220 nt
Organism: Copidosoma floridanum
Lineage: Eukaryota; Metazoa; Arthropoda; Insecta; Hymenoptera; Encyrtidae
Gene: Sam-S
Product: S-adenosylmethionine Synthetase
Biological process (GO): S-adenosylmethionine biosynthetic process
Molecular function (GO): ATP binding; methionine adenosyltransferase activity
Source: RefSeq, a predicted model, not a curated record
ACAGCGAGACGGUCAAGUAGAGCGAGAGAGCUCAAGAGUCGCGCACUUUAGCUCGUACGCUCGACUUGGAUCUUUCUCCAGCCGCAGUGGUCGCGUGUUGAGUAGAUACAACUUCUUUUCGGAUAAAGCAUUUCCUCGGGAGUGCCAUCACCGUCAUAAUCAAGAGCGCACAUCGAGUACCCGCAUACGUACGAGGAGCAGCAGUGAAGUAGCACCCAGUCGAACGCAGCCCGAGCAAGGUCUUGAUCAAACGGGUUAGUAAGGGCUGCCAAGAGGAGCGUGCGCGCACGGAGCUCAUCAGGUCUACCGGAACCACGGAGUCGUCUUUAGCGGCGGUAUCGGCGACGGCGGUGGUGUUGAUUGCAGGUGACAGAGGCGGUUGAAAGGGUUGUUGGCGACGAGGAAGUCUGUUUGCGCAAGAGGCGCCGCAGGACGGCAGAGGAACUACAGUUCCCGGAGACUACUACCUCGACAACGACGGCGGAAAGUACGGCUACGACGACAUUAACGACCAUGCCAGAGAACGCGCACCACAUGAACGGCUACGCCAACGGGCACACAGCGCCCGAGCUGCAGCAGGACACGAGUUUUCUCUUCACUUCGGAAUCAGUUGGUGAGGGGCACCCAGAUAAAAUGUGCGACCAGAUUAGUGACGCUAUACUGGAUGCGCAUCUCAAGCAGGACCCAGAUGCCAAAGUUGCCUGUGAGACUGUAACCAAGACUGGUAUGGUUUUACUGUGCGGCGAAAUAACGUCCAAGGCAGUAGUGGAUUACCAAAAAAUCGUACGGGACACCGUAAAACACAUCGGCUACGAUGACUCGUCUAAAGCAGGGUUUGAUUGGCGCACGUUGAAUCUUUUGGUGGCAAUCGAGCAACAAUCUCCCAAUAUUGCUGGAGGUGUGCACGUAGACAGGGAGGAAGUCGACGUUGGCGCGGGUGACCAGGGUCUCAUGUUUGGCUAUGCCACCGAUGAGACAGAUGAAUGCAUGCCAUUGACGGUGGUGCUUGCACACAAGUUGAACCAAAAGAUCGCUGAACUUAGACGAAGCGGUGACUUAUGGUGGGCAAGACCAGACUCUAAGACUCAGGUUACUUGCGAAUACAUAAUGGAUCAUGGAGCCUGCGUUCCCAUCAGGGUCCACACAGUGGUGGUUUCUCUACAACACAGUGAAAAGAUUUCGCUUGAUGAAUUACGCAAGGCCAUCAUGGAAAAGGUCAUCAAGGAAGUCAUUCCGGCAAGAUACCUCGACGAAAAAACGAUUUUUCAUGUCAACCCUUGUGGUCUUUUUAUAAUUGGAGGCCCACAGAGUGAUGCAGGUCUCACUGGUCGCAAGAUAAUUGUUGACACUUACGGUGGCUGGGGAGCUCACGGAGGUGGAGCCUUUUCUGGAAAAGAUUUUACUAAAGUAGAUAGAUCAGCAGCGUAUGCUGCCAGAUGGGUUGCCAAGUCCUUGGUUAAAGCUGGCCUUUGCAGGCGCUGUUUGGUUCAGGUUGCCUAUGCUAUUGGUGUUGCUGAACCUUUAUCCAUCACUGUUUUUGAUUAUGGAACAUCAAAGUAUUCGCAGAGCCAACUUCUAGAAAUAGUCAACAAAAACUUUGAUCUACGCCCUGGAAAAAUUGUCAAGGAACUUAAUCUAAGAAAUCCAAUAUACCAGCAAACCAGUAGUUACGGACACUUUGGACGGGACUGUUUUUCUUGGGAACAGCCAAAAUCUCUGACUAUCGAUUGAUGAGAAACUUGAUUGUAACCGUUUUAACAUUUUUAACUUGAAGGACCUUUUUAUUAGUUUGUCUUUAUCGGUUUUUAUCCUAUUUUGUUUCGUCCUUUUUUUUCUUCUCUUCUGAGAUUAUUACGCAAGUGCAGAAAACUCAAGUAUCGCUCGAGACUUUCCUAUUUGAAUUAAAAAGAAAAACAAAUAAAAAAAAAAAAAAAAAAAAAAAAAAAAGAAAAAAAAAGAAAAAAAAAAGAAAAAACCCUGCCAAUGUUGAGAACACGUAACAAAAGAUUACUGAAACAAUGGCAAAAAGAUCUCCGUUGGCGUUCAAUUGGCGCAAAUCUGGUGCACUGUAUUUUUCCAUAUGGCUGCGUCUCGUCUCUAGUUAACAGACAUACAGUACAAAUUUUGACAUUACCCUGUACUCAGACAAGACAGGAGUUAAGAACAAAACUGUGUGGUAACACACCGGUGCAAAAAGAGCGCAAAAAAGCAGUAAUGAAGGCGAGAGUUGCAAAGCACGGUGCUUCGUUGCGUAUCGUCCUUAAAACACUCAUCUUCUCCAAAUCAAAUCACACAAUAAACUGCAAUAAAAAAUUGAAGAGUCGCAUUGAUGAGAAAGUAAAUGGAAAAAAAGCAUAUUGCGUAAUUAAACCAUCUGUCUGUAUGUGUGUGUGCGCGCGUGCGUGCAUGUGUAUGUAAAUAUAUCAAUCAUCCGUUGGAAAAACAACAGUGGUCCGCAUAUUGUCGUUCUAAUACAGAAAUAUUAUAGCUGAGGUGCUGUCGUAUUUUUUAAAGUUAUAUUUAAAUUGGAAGGAGGUGUGGCACGAGGGACGCGACGUCCAUUACAUCGUAGUUUUGAGGUAACAAUUUUAGCAGUUACUAUAAACGUGACAUUUAAACCUAUAGAUUUUAAGAAUACUAUUAUUUUAACGAAUAACAAACCAUGCAUUUUGCAUUUUUCGUUUCACCUCGCUCCCCUCCUGCCCAGCCUACCAAAGAAAUCAAAACAAUGUUCAGAAGUACGAGUAUGAAUAAUUACAAUGAUUAUUAUUAUCGCAUCGAAGUAUGGCAUCUAGCAGCUGCAUACCACUGUUGCAACGGCAACUCUUUGUUUCUAAUGUGUAGAUUUUUAGAAUUAUUACGUGCGAUAUUUGACGCGAAUUUCUUUUUUUAUUUUUUAAGAAAGCAGCAGAGGCAUAUACAUUUACAUACUAAGAAUUAAUGCUGUUGAUAAGAAAGUUCAUUUUACAUGUGAAAGUUAGAUAAAGACAAACACAAAUUAUUACUAAAACAACGUACGGCAUAUAUCGCGCGUCGAAUGAAAUAUUGUACCCAGCGAAAAAUACUGUAAAACACAUUAUUUUAACCCAAUUUUAUUGAAAUUGUAAUAAAAUAAAUUAGUGCAUGUCACUCCUGACAGACAGCCCCUGCCGUGUUGUGGCUGAACUUGGGCGCCAGAUGCACAAUUGAUUGGCAGCAAAGAGUUUAUGAAAAAAAAAAA